UCAGUCUCAAAAAAAAAAAAAAAAACGUGCUUUCUAGUGAUGAUGAGAGUGCAAGGAAAUAGUUUCUUCUAUGCAAUGUUGGUAAGAACGAAAAUAAGGACAACCUUUUGUGAAGAUAACUUAGUAGUAUCUUAAUACAGAGACCUUCUGAUUCAUCACUAUCACUUAUAUAACUCUAUCCUACUGAAAUAAUAAGGUAAAUGUGAAAUGAUAUAGGCGCAAAGGUAGUCACUGAAGCACUAUUUGUAAAAGUAAAAACCUAGAAACCUAAAUCCCCAUCAAUAGGAGAAGGAUUGUUUAAAUGAUGUAACUUUCACAUUGAACACUAUGCAGCCAUGUGUAGACACACAUAUAUUCACCUGGAAAGAAAUUCAUGACAUAAAGUGGAAAAAAUGCAGAACUCUACUUACGAAAUCAUUUGGGGGAAGGAGAGGAAGUGGAGAAGAUAAGGCAGUGGGGGCAAAAACAACUGUGUAAGCAUAGAAAACAAGUCUGUAUGGUUGUGCAAAAUAGUAAUAGUUAUAAGAAUGUGAGGAUUAUUUUAGAAAAAUCCAUGGCUGGGAACUGAGAUUAGAAAAUUCCACAAUGAAGAUAGGUCUAGUGACUGACUGCCCUUGGUGUCUCUGCUGGUGUCUGUGCAUCUACUCUCUUCCAUCUUUUCUGAUCAGUCUCUUCUGCUUAUUCAUUAUUUCUAUUCCAUAUCAUUUGGCUCACACAUGGCCCAGCAUGGAGACUCCUAUCUCUUUGCUAGUCCCUGAAUACAUCAGAAGGUUGCCAAAUUUGCAGAGGAAUUUUGUAAAGAACAAAUUGUAUAUACUGAUUUUACUUGGCUUUAUUUUUACCAUUGGAAGAACAAAUAAUUCCAAAACUGGGUGAAAAACCAGGGUAAAGGUAAAAAAAAUGAUACAAGGAAAAGUUGACUCUCGGAUAGAAAGAUGACUCAGUUUUUCAAUUAUUUAACAAUAAUUUAUCAGUUAUCAUAUUCAGAAAAAGCAUAGGACAUUUUGAGAAAAUCAAGUUUAGUAGAUUCAUUUUCUUUAGAUUUAUUUUUAAUUAUAAAAAUUCAAGUUAGGAGCUGUAAAACAUGAACGUAAGACUGGUUUAUUUGGUUGCUGAGGAAGAGAUCAAUCUUACCAGAGGACCCUCAGGGCUGGGCUUCAACAUCGUAGGCAGGACAGAUCAGCAGUAUGUCUCCAAUGACAGUGGCAUCUAUGUCAGCCGCAUCAAAGAAAAUGGGGCUGCGACCCUGGAUGGGCGGCUCCAGGAGCGUGAUAAGAUCCUUUCAGUAAAUGGCCAAGACCUAAAGAACCUGCUGCACCAGGAUGCUGUAGACAUCUUUCGUAAUGCAGGUUAUGCUGUGUCUCUGAGAGUGCAGCAUAGGUUACAGGUGCAGAAUGGACCUAUAGGACAUCGAGGUGAAGGGGACCCAAGUGGUAUUCCCAUAUUUAUGGUGCUGGUGCCAGUGUUUGCCCUCACCAUGGUAGCAGCCUGGGUUUUCAUGAGAUACCGGCAACAACUUUGAAAAACUUGCUCUCUUUCAGUACUCCCAAUGAAGAUACAUUUCACUCACCCUCCAUCCCUGCUAUUCUGCUGUGUCUUUCACUCUGUGCAUAGCCAGAUUUGAAGUGACUGAUACCCACCCCAAACCUUGCUGUUCAGAAUCUCCAAUUCUUCGUAUUCUAAUGGGAAAGUAAAGGUAUUGUUUGAAGGAAAACUGAA
This is a messenger RNA of Chlorocebus sabaeus (green monkey), 1719 nucleotides long. Lineage: Eukaryota; Metazoa; Chordata; Mammalia; Primates; Cercopithecidae. The record is from RefSeq and is a predicted model, not a curated record.